AUGACUCUGAAUGAUAUUUACGGAACAUAUUUGAGAAGUAAUAGUGUCAAACUAAAGCCAACUAGAAUAAAUAUUAACAGAAUAAAAACAACAAAAAAGUAUAACCAUGAUCUCAAGGUUGGAGAGAUUAACUUCAACGCUAACACGGGGUACGGAUUCAGGAAAGUAGUCAAGGGGUUCAGAACAAUUUGGAAAGCCAAAGGUCAUAGAGAAUAUGCCAACAAAAUCGUGGCAAAAAGUGAUGAAAUAAUAAAAAAAGUAAGGGAAGUAACCCUGUACCUCGUUAAUGGUGACGUUCUCAAGCUGCACAAACAGGGCAAAAAGUGGAUACAAAAUAUCAUUACAUUAAACAUUAACGAAAGAGGAAAAAUAGAUGAAACCAAAUAUAACAUUAAGAUGAGCACAACCAUGAGAGAUUGCCACAACAAAGUCACUAAAAAAAUUGAAAGUAAAAGGGUAUUGAUAAAGGAAUUCAUCUGUGUAAAUGACUACGGAUUUGAUAAGAUUGUUGAGACUGUGGAUCUGGAAUUAAACCAGAAUGUAAUUUGGAAGAAGACAGAAAGAUCAGUCUAUGCAAUCAACGUGGCCUUAGCCACUUGUAGUACCGAUGAAAAAUUCAUGUCAUUGGGAAGCAGAAGAGGAGCUUAUGAGCUAUUUUACUGGACAAAAGAAACUGGAAAAUGGGAAAGAAUAACCAAAAACAAUCUCAAUAUGCAAACUUUCAAAUUUAACUAUGAUCAGGAGAAGCUGUACAAAUUCGUGGAACAGGGUUUGAUAAAAUAUAAAGAAAAGAUUGAGCGUUUCAGUUAUAUGAUGUACUUUGAAUUUCCAGACAAUUUUGAACCAAAAAAAGAAUACAGCCUAGCGAAAAUCCUGGAAUAUGACAUAGUUGAAAAUACCAUCAAAAUAACCUACGAUAAUGACAAAACUGUGAUUCAUGACCUGAAAAAUGACAAAUUUGACCUAUUGAUCAAAAAAGAACAGCAGAUCAUUGAACCCCAAACACCUUUAAAUCAUACUAACGCUGUUGAAAAUGAAAAGGAAAGUUUGGCGACAAAAUUUAACCAAUUAAAUGAUAGUACUAAUGGCAGUAACUUUCAUAUUAUUUCUGAUCUUAAUAAUGCUACCAAUUAUAAUAGAAUUAACAAGGUUGAUACCACUGGUAAUGUUAAUACUGACAUUGACACUAUUAAGAAUGAAUCAGGCACUUCUGAUCGACAAAAUGAUAAUACAAAUAAUAUUAUUAAUACCCAAACGGAUGCCAACGGCAUUGUUAAAUUAUGUGAUAAUAUGAAUCACAUUCAAAAUGGAAAUAAAAAUGAAUCGUAUGACAACGUUAAGGUAAAGGAAAAAAUAAACAAGUUGGUAGUAUUGAACAUAGAUGAUGAAACCCCAAAAAAUGAAUUUAGUUUUAUUAAGAGAGAUAAUUAUAAAGAUUAUUCGUGCUACUUUGACUUUGUGAUUAAUAAAAUAGUUGAAAACAGUGAAAAAAAUGUACUUACAAAAGUGGUUUGGUCAACUAAUAAUUCCAACGAGUAUGUAAAUAAAGUCUCAAUUUUUGAAGUAAAAAAUGAAAAAUUCUUAUUAAUACCAUUCAAAGAUUCCAAGUAUAAAAUGUAUCAUAAAGCCGGCAAAAACAAGAGUUGGGAAGAUGUUACAAAUGACAAAAUCGACCUGACUAAGUUUAAGUUAAUCGAUGAAGAUGGAAUUGACAUCGACUUAACUGAUGCAAUUACCUAUAAAGAUAAGUUUACGUUCGAAAUAUCCCCUGAAGAAUUCAGUUAUAAGGUCAAGUACAGAAAUAUUAACAUCUCUACUCUAGCAAUUCAAGAGAAUGGUGAUGGAAAGAUGAACGAAGUUGAUGUCGAUGUUCUGAAAAAUGAAAUCAAAUUUAUUUACACAAACGGUGAAAUCAAGUCCAUAAAAAUUAACAAAUAUUUCGUUUAA
Messenger RNA from Theileria annulata, 1947 nucleotides. RefSeq lists its product as uncharacterized. The transcript has a single exon. The record is from RefSeq and is a predicted model, not a curated record. Bases 1 to 1947 code for a protein of 648 amino acids. NCBI's taxonomy places the organism in Eukaryota, Apicomplexa, Aconoidasida, Piroplasmida, Theileriidae.